GAAAAUAGAAUGAUCAACGAUUGAAACAUAAAAAUUGUUCGAGAAGAUGAGACUCAGAUUCUGGGAGAGGAUGAGCCGGGUUGACGCCGACACGGCCCCACCCUCGCCCGUCCAGGGGGCUCCGGCACCUGCCGUGAACCCGGCCCACCGCCGGAGCCGCGAGAGCCGAUAGCAGACCCUCUUCUGGGAAACCCAAUGACAUCCCCACAUCGGCCCACGCGGCAUUCAGAUCUUAAAAUCUUCGUCCACGCGCUCAUCUCGCGCGAUCCGGUCAAGGCUGGGCAACGUCAUGUAGGGCACCGGUUGAGGUGACAUCGCGCCGGACGCCCAUCCUCAAAACCAGGAACCUACACCGACGAGCGAGGAGCAAGAGCCGAAUUCAAGGCGGGGAGCCGUCUGUCAAUAAUCUCGGUUACGCAUGUAAAGACACCUCCAGCUCGACCAAAAGGGUGGGUAGUACGAAAGAUAUCUCGAAUAGGUAAGACUGGCCAUGCCAAGGACGGUCGUUAAGAGGACGAGAGGCGAUGGCUGUCGAUGUAUAAGGGCGGGCGUCUUUCUGCGUGUGGCUUGUUAGGUAGACUUCCACAGCCAAACCCAGCACCCUACCUUUGGAGUUUGACCAUCUUGUCAAGAUGAAGCUGUCCACAUCAAGACUCGCGGCGUUCUCGUCAGCGUUGCUGCUAGAGGGUGCCCUCGCGGCCACGUCGGGCAACUUUGACGUCCUGACCAUCAAUGUGGCCGGCCUCCCGGCCAUCCUCAACGACAAUGGUGUUCCCGGCGACAAGGCGGCCAACGCGGCGGCCAUGGGUGCAAAGUUCUCCGAGUAUGGGAUCGACGUCGUGCAGCUGCAAGAGGACUUCAACUACCACGCUCACGUCUACCGGACCAACACGCAUCCGCACAGGACUGCCACAUCGGGCGGUGUUCCAUUUGGUUCGGGUCUCAACACCGUGUCCUACCUUCCCUGGGUUGACUUUCGGCGUAUCAAGUGGAACAAAUGCUCCGAUGCGAGCCAGUUCGAUUGUCUGACGCCGAAAGGCUUCACCUUCAUGCGUGUGGCCAUCUCAUCCGACAGCUCCACUGCGGCCUAUGUUGAUUUCUACAAUCUCCACGCCGACGCCGGUGUCGAGCCUGGUGAUUUUACUGCCCGAAACGACAACGUGAAGCAGGUGGUUGACUACAUUGCCACGUGGAGCAAGGGCAAUGCUGUCGUUGUGGCUGGUGACUUCAACAGCCGCUACACUCGGACAGGCGACACGGGCAUCCGAGAUUUGCUCGCCAGCGAGAAUCCUUCCGGCCCCCGACUCAAGGAUGCCUGGGUUGAGCUCCUCUACAAUAACGUCAUUCCCCAGUCCCCCAGCUCAUGCGGCAACCCCGCUGCCAACGACCUGUGUGAAAUCGUGGACAAGGUCUUUUACCGGGCUAGCCCGCUCCUUAACCUCCAGGCCACCGACGUCCGCUACGAUACUUUGCGGUUCCUUCAGGCCGACGGCAACAUCCUGACAGAUCACAACCCAGUCCUUGUCAACUACACCUGGUCCUCUGGAGCGUCCCUUCGUCAGAGCAGCUUGUUCGGCGGUCCCCACGGCACCUGGUUCAGCGAUGUCCCCGUCCUUGCCGGGACCAACAAGCCAAAGACGGCAACCAUCACUUUCCGAGGAGGAUCCCGUCUUGAUAGCGUCGGACUGACACUGACAGACGGCACCCUAUUCGCCCACGGCGGCACCGGCGGGAGUGUUGUUUCUCUCGUCCUGGAAGCGACCGAAUACUGGACCCAGGCCGAGCUCUGCAGCGGCCAACGUAAGGGGCAAACUCGCAACUUUUAUAUCCGAGCUGUGACUUCUUCGGGGCGCAGUCUCACAGCGGGCUCGGCGACUAGUUCCUGCCAAACAUUCACGGCUCCAAGCGGGUGGCAGAUUGUCGGGUUUGUUGGGCAGGACGGAAGUGAAGUGGAUCAGUUGGCGUUUGUGUAUGCGCCACGAUGAGAAUGGAAUUUGAUGCGAGUUGCUGGUGUCACAUGUGGUUGAUGAUCGGUGUAGUGUAGCGAUUUUCACCGAUAGUUCAUGCCGAGAGACGGAGUUCUCGAGCGUUGUGACGCUUGGGAACUACGACGGCUCCAAAAAGUAUCAGAUCAUAAUCACGCCCAUCGUCUAUCUUACCAUCUUGCUUGAAAU
This is a messenger RNA of Podospora bellae-mahoneyi, 2174 nucleotides long. RefSeq lists its product as uncharacterized. The coding region runs from base 633 to 1985 and encodes 450 amino acids. The record is from RefSeq and is a predicted model, not a curated record. NCBI's taxonomy places the organism in Eukaryota, Fungi, Ascomycota, Sordariomycetes, Sordariales, Podosporaceae. The transcript has 3 exons.